UGCAUAUACGGAAGAGACUGGGCUCGAUCCCUGGAUAAAAUCUGAAAUUUCAGUUUGUGAAAAACCAGAAAUUAAUUCGAAGCUGUUAGAUGAGAUUACUGAACUUAGAAAGGAGAAUAUCAAAAUUAAAACCAAGAAUACAAAUUUAAAACAGGAUUUAGAUGAAUUUAAAAAGGAACUAGAGUCUAAAAAAAAUCCUCAAGUAUUACUUGGGGAAAAGUCGGUAAUUGAGUAUCGCCCUCCCUUCUUGAAUGAAUUGGAACUUGAUGUCUUCUUUCAAAAAUACUGGAUUGCAUUAGAGGUACAAGGGGCUCAAUAUCAGCUUCAUAGCACUAGCUGGUAUAAGGAUGUCAAAAAACUUGAGGAUGUUAUAAAUC
This is a messenger RNA of Diversispora eburnea, 377 nucleotides long. The record is from the annotation of a GenBank genome assembly. NCBI's taxonomy places the organism in Eukaryota, Fungi, Glomeromycota, Glomeromycetes, Diversisporales, Diversisporaceae.